GGACAUAACUGACAGAAGUCGAAGCAGAGACGGCAUAAAUGAUAUUUGGUCACAGUCGCACACAUGUCUCGUUGCAAAAUUAUAUAACAGAAUUAUUUCAUGUUUUAUUUUUUGUAAAAUCAUUACAAAUUCGAUAAAACGUUCUGCAUGUUCGGUACGAAUCUGCUUGUACGAGUGACAUGUGUGCAACAUUCAAAUGCUUCUCAGAAAGUUGUUUUUCAGUGUGCCGUACCAGAAUAAAAAGAUGUGUUGUUAGAUUUAUAAAUAAUAAGCCUAUAUAUAAAAUUAGAUGUUAAUGAAGUCUAGAUGAUAAACCACCAACGUUGGUGAAAUGCACAUGUGUAUCACCGAUAUUUUCAAUUGAUCGCUUUACCAUUGUAAUGAAAUGCAGCAUUUCUUCCUUUAGUUACCUAGCAACUAUGCAACAGCGUGUUGUCAAACAAAUCUCACUCGACCAAGUAUUGCUAGCGUUAGCUCGGUCAAGUUAACUACCUUAGUCCACUAGUAUUUUCUCCUGCUUGAAGAACAUCAAAAUGUCUAAAGCUGUGUAUCCCCGAGAAAGUGUCUACAAUCUCAUUCCAAAGGAAGAGGUUCAUCUGCAAAAAACCCAAAGGUAUAUGUCGAAAUUUAGGCCGACAGUUGUUCUUGAGAAAAAGUCCACCAAGGAUGCAAUGAGGACGAUGGGACCAGCAAAAGUAGAGGUACCAACCCCUGAGAAAUACCUCAAGAAGCAUUCAAAAGAGCUCAAAUUACCUGAACAGGCGCAGAAAGUGGUUAUUAACAGCUACACUAUGAGGAAAUCAGCUGUUCCUGCAAGGACAGACAACCCACCAAUGGGCUUUCAAACCCAGAGAGACUUUAUAAAGACAGCUACAGCGGUGCCAAUGAAGCCCAAGCCUACAUCUGUGGACACCAGUAAGGGACACAAGCAGCUCCUUGAGAAUUCAGGACUUGUCCCCAAAUACAUUAAGAAAAAGCAUUAUGGAGAGGUUCCUGAGUAUCUGCAGCAGCGCAAUGAAGAAGAGCAGAGAGCUCAGGAGGAGUACGACAUGUUUGUGGAAGAACAGAGGAAGCAGGGAGCCAUGAAACAUCUGUCGGAUGAGGAGAGACACAUCGUCCUGGAGGGCCUGAAGAAGAAUUGGGAUGAGCUGCACCAUGACUACCAGGGCCUGUCACUGGUCACAGACAACCUGUCCAAGAAGGCCCGCAGGGACAGUCUAGGGACGGCGAUGAAGCAGCUAGAGAAUGACAUCAAACUCAUUGAGAGGUUCAAGACCAUCUACAUACCCAGUUACUAAUAGGACAUACAAAUCUUCAUUAAAUCAGAUGUGCUGCACUGUUUGUUUUCAUACUCCCCCCUUCAAAUAUGACAUGGGCUUUAGUAAAAUACAGUUCUGUGCUUGCAUAUUUUUGUGAUAUCUCAUUUAAUCAAUGAAAUGUAUAAAUUUCUAUCCCCAAAUUAUUGUCAUUCAGAAAAACCUUCUGGGGAAUAUGUUACUUAUUAUUAAAACAUUGAAUAGCAGUCUUCUCAGUCAUUGAGAUAUUUCACUGGACUAUUGCCAUUUUAAGGUCCAUCUACACUGAAACAACUGAAACGUUGACUUUAACCAAAUGUAUUAUGUCAAAAGAUUUCACAUAACAGUAUGAGGUUAGUUGAAAGCAAUACUAUUAAGUUGAACCUAAUGUUGCCUAAUAUUUGUUGCUUUCAACUAACCACGUACAGUUAUGUGAAAUCUGUUGACAUAAUGCAUCUGAUUAAAGUUUCAGUUUUUUCAAUGUAGGGGAAGUAAUGAUCUUUCUAAAAUACUCUGUAAAUCUAGGGAAAAAGGUGUCAUUUGUAAAAACACUAAAAUAUAUCUGCCCAAAUAAAAUGUGCUUCAUGAAAAGCUGAAC
Molecule: messenger RNA, 1893 nt
Organism: Gymnodraco acuticeps
Lineage: Eukaryota; Metazoa; Chordata; Actinopteri; Perciformes; Bathydraconidae
Gene: enkur
Product: enkurin, TRPC channel interacting protein
Exons: 5
Coding region: 534-1298 (254 amino acids)
Cellular component (GO): acrosomal vesicle
Molecular function (GO): calmodulin binding
Source: RefSeq, a predicted model, not a curated record